AUGGAGGCCGUCCAGACUUAUGGUCGCAAGAAGAACGCCACAGCCGUCGCUUACGUCAAGCACGGUAAGGGCAUGAUCCGCAUCAACGGUCACCCUCUUGAGCUCCUCGAGCCCGAGAUCUCCGGUUCAAGGUCUACGAGGCCAUUCUCAUCGUUGGGUGGAGGCCAGACCUCCCAGGUCUACGCCAUCCGUCAGGCUAUUGCCAAGGGUAUCGUCGCCUUCUACCAGAAGUUUGUCGAUGAGGCUUCCAAGAAGGAGAUCAAGGACAUCCUUGUUGCCUUUGACCGCUCCCUCCUUGUUGCCGAUCCCCGUCGUUGCGAGCCCAAGAAGUUCGGUGGACCCGGUGCCCGUGCCCGCUUCCAGAAGUCGUACCGUUAA
This is a messenger RNA of Kickxella alabastrina, 378 nucleotides long. RefSeq names its product ribosomal protein S5 domain 2-type protein. Gene Ontology annotation, biological process: translation; maturation of SSU-rRNA from tricistronic rRNA transcript (SSU-rRNA, 5.8S rRNA, LSU-rRNA). Gene Ontology annotation, molecular function: structural constituent of ribosome; RNA binding. The transcript has 3 exons. Gene Ontology annotation, cellular component: cytosolic small ribosomal subunit; ribosome. The coding region runs from base 1 to 378 and encodes 125 amino acids. NCBI's taxonomy places the organism in Eukaryota, Fungi, Kickxellomycota, Kickxellomycetes, Kickxellales, Kickxellaceae. The record is from RefSeq and is a predicted model, not a curated record.